Messenger RNA from Psylliodes chrysocephalus, 379 nucleotides. NCBI's taxonomy places the organism in Eukaryota, Metazoa, Arthropoda, Insecta, Coleoptera, Chrysomelidae. The record is from the annotation of a GenBank genome assembly.
AUUUGGAAAACAUUGUAAUUAUCUUAUAAUAAUUAAUUAAAGAUGAAGACUGCACUUAUAUUUUUAACAUUUUUGCUUGGUUGCCUCAUCUGGGAAGCCCACAGUUUCACGGAUGAACAAAAACAACAAAUAGAGAAAAUUUGUUCUACAGUAGUAGCAGGUCAAAAAGGUAUAUUGGUAGGACCUCCAGGAUUACCAGGACGGAAAGGAGAAACUGGUGAGCCAGGCUCUCCAGGCUUACCCGGUAUAGCAGGAAGGAGAGGAGACUAUGGAGAAGCAGGAAUGAUUGGGCUGAAAGGUGAGCCAGGAGAGUGAAAUGACAUUUUCAAUGAUAAUAUAAAAAUUAUAGAACAAAAUACAUUUUAUUGAGAAAUAUAGA